Cuscuta epithymum is the source of this 986-nucleotide messenger RNA. Lineage: Eukaryota; Viridiplantae; Streptophyta; Magnoliopsida; Solanales; Convolvulaceae. The record is from the annotation of a GenBank genome assembly.
GGGUAAAUGGAAUGGUAAUUUUUGGGGGUUUUUUAUACUAGUAUGAUGUUCAAUACAUCUUGUGUACCCAAGACAAAUUGAAUAAAGAUAGGGAAGGGAGUUCAAUUGAGGAGAGUCAUCGCCUCAGAUUUUUCACAGGAAUAUAAAUCCUCGCCCUGGGAAAUCCUGCAAUCAGAAAUGGCCAGAAGGUUGAGUCAAACUGUAGCUCACCUCAUGGGCGGCAGAGGCGGCGUCGCGCAAUCUGUCACCUAUUCCCUUCGUACUCGCUCCGGAAUGGGCCUCCCUGUCGGCAAGCAUCUCGUUCCCGAUAAACCAGUCCCAGUGAAUGAUGAGCUUGUGUGGGACAAUGGGACUCCAUUCCCAGAACCCUGUAUUGAUCGUAUUGCGGAUACCGUCGGGAAGUAUGAAGCAUUGGCCUGGUUGUGCGGUGGAUUGGGAUGUUUUGCAACGCUAGGACUAUUAGCUGUCUGGAAUGAUAAAGCUGCCAAAAUCCCAUUUACACCAAAGGUUUACCCGUAUGACAACCUGAGAGUGGAGCUCGGAGGAGAUCCCUAGUCUAUGUAUCUUAAAUUGCCUGUGAAGGACCUGUUCUUGUUGUGGGGGUCUAAAUAAACCUGGAAAUAUAUGUGCUUUAUUGAACAUCUGAAAUGCCGAUGAAAGUUUACUUGAAAGCAACUUAUCAGUUGCCCUUGGAUGAUCUCUGUACUCUGCUGACUGUGUUCUUUCAAGAGUUUGUGUCACAGUUGGUAUGAUUAGUGAAAUGUUUGUUUUAUAAAAAAAUGCGGUUGAUUAUUAUAAAGAAAAAUGCGGGUGUAGUAAACCAAGCACAUGUAGUUUAUUAAUUCGAUAGAGAAUUAGUAAAGUAUUAGUUCAUGGGUCUUGUUUAGUAGUUAUCUGAUUUGGAUUAUUAAUAGGUGAUUGAGGUAAACAAGACAACCCAUUACCCAUACGAUCAUUUUUCAUGGUUAAAUUGCUCUCAUUUUUUC